AUGCUGAAGAAGCCACAGAAGCUGAAGAAGCCACAGAAGCUGAAGAAGCCACAGAAGCUGAAGAAGCCACAGAAGCCACAGAAGCCACAGAAGCUGAAGAAGUCACAGAAGCUAAAGAAGCCACAGAAGUCACAGAAGCUAAAGAAGCCACAGAAGCCACAGAAGCCACAGAAGCUGAAGAAGUCACAGAAGCUGAAGAAGCCACAGAAGCUGAAGAAGCCACAGAAGCCACAGAAGCUACAGAAGCUACAGAAGCCACAGAAGCUAAAGAAGCUACAGAAGCUACAGAAGCUACAGUACAGAAGCUACAGAAGCCACAGAAGCUGA
Molecule: messenger RNA, 327 nt
Organism: Knipowitschia caucasica
Lineage: Eukaryota; Metazoa; Chordata; Actinopteri; Gobiiformes; Gobiidae
Source: the annotation of a GenBank genome assembly